Molecule: messenger RNA, 1812 nt
Organism: Aureobasidium musti
Lineage: Eukaryota; Fungi; Ascomycota; Dothideomycetes; Dothideales; Saccotheciaceae
Source: the annotation of a GenBank genome assembly
AUGGAUCACGAAUCAUCUGCAGCUGAGCUGCACGCUACUGCUGUCGAGCCCCGCGUGAAAGACCACAAAGACAUGGCUGGCGGUGUAGAACCAACGAAACCCGAAUAUCCCCACGAGGAACACGGAGAGAUUGCAAGCCUCAGCAAUGAUGGAGAGGAGCCUACCGAAGAAGAAAGACAAACACUACGAAAGGUUUCCGACAAGCUCCCAUGGGCCGCAUUCAUCAUCUGUAUCAUCGAACUUUGCGAAAGAUUCACCUACUACGGUCUCUCUGGUCCUUUCCAGAACUAUAUCGAAAACAGCUACGGUGGCAGAGUGCCUGGAGCUAUUGGACUUGGACAAACUGGAGCUACUGGUCUUACUGACUUCUUCCAAUUCUGGUGCUAUGUAUGUCCUGUCCUUGGCGCAAUUGUCAGUGAUCAAUAUCUUGGAAAGUACUGGACCAUCUUCUACUCUGCCAUUAUCUACAUCAUCGGCAACCUGAUCUUGUUCUUGACUUCUCUCCCUGUCGCCAUCGAGAAUGGUGCUUCUCUGGGAGGUCUCAUCGCCGCCAUGAUCAUCAUCGGUAUUGGCACUGGAGGUAUCAAGUCCAACGUUUCGCCUCUUAUUGCCGAGCAAUACCAGAACACCAGCCAGUUUGUCAAGACCUUGAAGAGCGGAGAACGUGUCAUCGUUGACCCCGGAAAGACGAUCCAGAGAAUCUACUCCAUCUUCUACAUGAUGAUCAACGUUGGCUCUUUGUCGUCCAUCGCCACCACCGAGCUUGAGGCUAACAUCGGUUUCUGGCCUGCUUAUUUGCUUCCCUUCCUCAUGUUCCUAGUCGGAUUCGCUGUUCUUGUUGCCGGAAAGUCCAAGUACAAGGUUAGAGCCCCUGGCUCCGUCAUUCCCAAGGCUUGCAAGGUCAUGUGGAUCACUAUGAUGAACAAGGGCAACUGGAACGCCGCCAAGCCUGAGUACUCGGAAGAGUUUACUGGUGGCAAGAAAUACAACCUGAACUGGGAUGGCAUCUUCGUUGAGGAAGUCAAGCGCGCUCUUGUUGCUUGCAAGGUCUUCUGCUUCUUCCCCAUCUACUGGGUUGUCUACUCUCAGAUGCUCAACAACUUCAUCUCGCAGGCUGGUCAGAUGCAGCUCCACGGUAUCCCCAACGAUUUGAUGCAGAACUGGGAUCCUAUUACUAUCAUCAUCUUCAUUCCCAUCAUGGACUACCUGUUCUACCCUGCACUCGGCAAGCUCGGAUUCCAGAUGAAGCCCAUCACUCGUAUCACUUGGGGUUUCUUCUUCGGUGCAGCGGCCAUGGCCUACGCUGCCGGUAUCCAGAAGCUCAUUUACAGCAGUGGACCUUGUUACGACCGCCCUGGUGCUUGCGAGGCUGCUCUGCUGCCCGAUGGAUCUUACGCUCCUAACAAUGUUCACGUGGCUAUUCAGGCUCCUGCAUACCUCUUGAUUGGUCUCUCUGAAAUCUUCGCUAGUAUUACUGGUCUCGAGUACGCAUUCACCAAGGCACCCGCAAGCAUGAAGUCUUUCAUCAUGUCACUUUUCCUCCUGACCAGUGCUUUCGGUUCAGCCCUCGGUAUUGCGCUUUCGCCUACCGCUGUCGACCCCAAGCUCCUCUGGAUGUACACUGGUCUUUGCGUUGCCUGCUUCCUUGCUGGUGUCUGCUUCUGGAUCAUCUACAGCAAGUACAACGACACUGAGGAAGAGAUGAACGAGCUGGAGAAGUACACAGCACCAGCUAAGUCAGUCGAAGUUGCCGACGAAGAGAAGGCUGCUGCUGCUGAAGCUCCUGCUCGCGAGAGAAGCAUCUCUGAAUAG